AUGGCUUCACUUUUUCAGCACUUGCGGAUCCUGCUGUGGAAGAACUGGCUGAGCGUCAAGAGGCAGCCUCUUUGGUCGUUCACCUUAAUUUCCUGGCCUUUGAUUGUUUUUAUAAUCCUGGCUAUCGUCCGAAUCAAAUUCCCUCCGGAACCACAACCAAACUGUUACCUAGCUCCUCGGAACCUCCCCAGUGCCGGUUUCUUCCCAUUUCUACAAACCGUGCUCUGUGAUUCAGAUGCCAAGUGCAAGGACACACCAUACACACCAGAAGAUCUGUUACCAAGACUUCCUGGAAACUCCCCUCUCAGACGAAAGCAGAAAAGGUCACCUAACCUGGGGAAGACCAUCCAUCCAUCACUGCAGAGUGCUGAGGUUCCAAAAAGCAGGAACGCUUCACUGGCAUUAUCAGAUUCAACAGCUAACCUGAAAAGCACCUUGGAGGAUAUUUCAUCACCAUACAACUUGACUUCCAGAAUAAACAUGCUCAACAAAAUUCUAAGUUUGGGGAAGGCGCAGACACAGGAUUCAUCUGCAGCGAACCUCAGAAUUGUUAUCUGUGAGAUCAUGUCAUCAUAUAUACCCUCUUCCGAUCUCCCUUGGGAAAGCAUAGGAGCAAAUGUUCACAGGACGUUUUGUUUUACCAACUCGUCUCUUUUAGAAUCAUUUUUCCACACAUUCCGAAGUCAGAUAUCUCAGUUGCAGCAGGACCCUCAGUACCAGGUGACAUUUGUCAAAGAAACUGUUUCGUUCCUGUCACUCAUCUCACGAGUGCAGAAUGAAACCUCUCUGUGGCAUUUCCUCUUGAUGAUCCCCGAUGUGGUCCAGGGCAGUCUGAGAAUGAAGGAUAUAUUUGCUUUUCUUCAGAAUGCAAGCAGUGUUCUGAUGGCAUCUCCACAGGUUUCUCCUCCAGUCAUGAGUAAUGAUGGAAUCAAAACUAUCCACAACAGAGUUUUGCGUCUUUUGGAUUCCCUGAACUGUUCAGAACAAGGCAAAAAUAACAGCUCAACAGUGGCUGAUAUUUGCAAUCUUUCCAUUAACUGGAAAGACAACCGAAGCUUGUUAUCUCAGAUGGAAGAAGUUUGGAGAAAAAUCAGAUUACCGGAGUUUGAUGGAGAAGACUUCAGAAAAGCUAUUUUCUCGAAGGAUUUAGAAACCAUACAAAAGUCCCUAUAUCUUCUAAAGGGCUUCCAACAAUAUUUGAAUAGAAACAAAUCAGAAAACUUAAAUCCAUUCACAGAAUCUGUUGGGAAUGAAACCAUUCAGCUACUGUAUGAAAUUCUGAAGUUGGGAAUGAAUAUUCUCUAUGACUAUAAAUUAAGGAAACCAUUAAGUAAAGAAACAAUUGAUGAAGUCUAUAACUUCACAUCUCCUCUACUUCAGAAUGACUUUAAUGGGACUUCUAUUUUCAAUACAGCAGCCCCCUGGAAAGAAAUUCAAAGUGCUUUUAAGUUAGCUCCAGUGAUUUGGGAUCUAGCAUUUUUAAAUAAGACUAAUUUUAGUACAGUGAAGACAUGGGAUAUUAUCAAAAUGAAGAUAUCUCAUAGGAUUUCAUCAUUCCUUGCAGACAUUAAAAACUAUAUCUAUGCAAUGCAAGAAAUCCCAUCUUUGUUUUCAGAUUCUCUUCUUAAACCUAAUAUCAAUGAAGUCUUUCAAAAGAAGCUCUUUACUUUCCAGAAAAUCCUUGCUCAUGUGAUGCAUGUGAAUAUGACGAGUCAGUACUAUCUAUUGAGAAUCCUGUUUGAAUUUAUGGAAACAAUCCAAAAUUCCACUGAUGAAGAUCUGUGGAAGGAGCUGAAUGCCAAUUGGCGUACUGUUGAAAAACUAAGGUCUGCAAAAUGGAACAACACUGAUAUCAUUGCAUAUCAGCAGUUUUUAGAUAUAUUGAACAACCAUUUAUACACAUUGAAUAAUGGUUCAGAUGUUCUCUUCAAUAAAGAAUUGGAACAACUGGUGGAAUUUGCUACCCGCAUGUUACGAGAGUUUGGUGGAGAAACCUCCAGAAUGGCCAAUAUCUCAAUGACCAUAGAAGCCAUACAGAAAACCCUGGACAUAUUAAAAGAGUUGCAGAAAAAAAUUAAUAUUAGUACAUUAGAAACUAUUGAUCUAGUCUUUAAUUUUGACAAUAAAAACACUGGUAGAUUGUUGGAAAUAUUGAGGGUAGGAAGGGAAAUCCUUUAUGACAACAUAUUGGGCAAAGCAUCCGACAAAGAAAAAAUUGAUGCUGUCUAUAAUUUCUCGCAUCUGCUACUUCAAAAAGAGUUUAACAAGACUUUCUUACAGCACAAUACUUCACUGGAAACAAAAGUGUUGGAUCUCUUGCAUUUAGUCUUGAGUCCCUUCCUCAUGGAAAAUAACAAUCGUAAUGAAAAGCCACAGAAUUGCUCCGUGCAAGACAUUCUUCACAUAAUUCUUCAGAUGUUACUUAAAAAUAUCACACUAAGUGAGUCCUUAUCAGGAAGCCAUUGCAAAUUCCUGUUUGCUUCCAUGGACAUUCAGACCAGAACAAUGGAAAAUCAAACAUUUACUGAAUUGUUUCAGCUUGCAGUAAGAAACCUAGAGCAGACUCCGGAAUUUGCUAGCAUCUUCAAGAACAAUAGUGAAUAUUUUUCAAGGGAGCUGUCGUGUAUCAUCCAGUCAUUACAGUUUUCUUCUAGUUUUCUUUCAAACUUAAAUACUGUCUCUCACUUUAAGAAUCCUUGGAUAGAAAGAAAGUAUCAAACCCUGACAGCCAUCUCUAAGGAGCUGCCUCAGAGUAAUACAACAUGCCUACCACCAGCUUUUCAGAGUAUGGAGGGAGUAUUUAAUUCUCAUCCUUUAAGCAGUUUGAUUGUUUUUAUUUUGAAUGAGAUGGCCAUGAAUUCACAAAAUUUCUCUAGCAGCUCAGUGGAUUGGAAGAACUUGUUCAUUCUCUUCAGUGACGUGCAGGCUGAUGUCCUGCGGAACUCCAGAGUGUAUGAACUGCUAGAGCUGGUGCAAAGUGCCUCCCGCCUCUCUGAAGAGAAUAAUUUCUCCAGAUUCUGCGGAGCAGUUGACAACUUGCUAAGGACCAAAUGGAACCUGACCGAAGCGGCAGGAUAUGUGAAACUGCUGAAAGUGAUGAAGAGGGAUCUGGCUGACCGUGAAUUAGCUUCAGGAAUAAUAGAAGCUGCUCAUUAUGGUCUUAAGAAACUGAACUCCUCUGAUCUACCAACCUUUUUGAAAAAGUCUGGCCCUACCAGAGCUGACUUUGAUACUAUAUUGGACAAUGUUGCUCAUCCUGUCAGUGUUAUGGCAGAAACCCUUUUCAAUAAGAUCCUGACUUGGAAUGAAGGAGAACAAACCCUGUCUCCUAACAGUUUGGUUGCACAGUUUCUGUUUUUAGAAUUGGAAAACGCCAUCUUACAGGUGUCAGCCGAUAACAUUUACAAACCUUACUUGAUCUGUUUAAUGAAUGUGAGUGGAAGUCAAGACAAUGAGUUGACAGAAAACAUAACACUUCUUCUGAACCACCCUCAGCUAAAAGAAGCUCCUUUCACUCAAAACGAUACUUAUGAGAAACAUGCAUCUAUUCCAGAGAUCCUACAGUUAAAAACAUCUCGCUUCCGAAGCAGGAUAAAACUUCUUUGUGACUAUGAGAGCUUUAAAUCACUGCAGCGUAUCUGUCAGCUCCCUACUGUUAACUCUGAAGCACUGUGUGAACAAAGUCAAUUUCAUGAGCAGCUCCUUCACAGCGCUGAGCUAAGCAAUCACCUUGUGACAGAUGUAGUUAAUCACAACAGGGUCCUGCACGAACUUCGGGAGGUACUAAUUGGGGAUCCCGCCAAAAUCCAGUCACAAAUUAAUUGGAUUCAAGAAAAUGUGCCGCAAAUUGGUUAUUUUCAAGAUAUCCCUCGGUAUAUGGCUAUAAUGAGUUCCAUGAUGAAUACCACUGAGAAUGCAACAGUUUCUAAAAAGCAAGAAAUGUUAAUGGCUGUGUUUAAAAAUGUCAACCAGCUCAAAGAGGAGCUCAGAAAUGAAGCAGGAAUGUCCACAGCAAGUAUCAAAGCCCUGAUGGAAAUGCCUCUCCCAGAAAACAUAACACAGCUCAUUUAUCAGAUUCUCCAGCUGGAGUCGUGUGAUGUCCAUUCCAUCGACCCAAAGCUAGACGCAGUAGUAAAGGAGUUCUGCCACCUGUCACUCCCAGAAAGGACCCGCCAAUCUUACAUCCUGGGGGUCAUAUUCUUACGUCACUUAGACAUUUACAACUUUCUGUACAAGAUGUUUUUCCCCAAAGAACUGCAGAAAUCAAUGGACAAGAUGUUAGGCCUCCUCAAAGAGAUGGAACAUUUCAGGAACCAGGUGGCGUCUGGCAUGCGUCCACUGCUAGAAGCAAUUAAUUCAUUUAAAAAGCUACGGCAGUCUAGAAAUGUGCCCCUCUCCAAGGCAUUGUUGAAAACAACCAACAUAACAGUAACUCAUGGAUCAUUUAAGUCCAUUUCAAAAGCGCUCUGCAAUGAGGAAAUCACACCCUUGUUUUUUGAAUCUUUGCUGCCUGAUUUUGGAGCUCCAAAAAGACCUAGUUCUUCUACCCAGGAUGAAAAUGUACAGAAAAUCAUGAGGAAAUAUGGCAUUCCCCAGGAUUCCACGCCAUUCUGCUUAUCAUUUUAUCUGGAUUUGGUUAGUACCUCUACUGGAGCUUUAAUAUGGUCUUUCCUUAAGCCUUUGCUGUUUGGGAAGAUUCUGUAUACACCAGACACCCCAGAAACUCGAGCAAUCAUGGAAAAGUCUAAUGCAACCCUGAAGCAAAUGGCUGAUCUAAUGCAAAAGUCCCAGGAAUGGCUGGACAAGUCACCAUUGAUCAUGAAUUCACUGACUACGUUAAACCAAACAAUUCCAGUUGUCAAGAAUACCCUGCAGAAUCCAUUCGUGCAAGUUUUUAUCAGACUCAUGGUGAAGCUGGAUGCUAUCGAACUGCUGAGCCAAAUAAACGAACUGGAUGAUAUAAUGUUGGAAUUGCAGAACAACGCAGACAUCAUCAAUCAGCUGGACACAUUAUCUACCCUGGCAGUAAAUGUAUCCUCCUGUGUGUCGUUUGAUCGCAUUCAGGUGGCAAAAACCAGAGAGGAGCUGGAAAUGGUAGCUAAAGAUCUUUUUUUGAGGAACGAACUUUUUGGAAGUGUCAUUUUCAAGCUACCAUCAAGAAGUAGCAGACAGAGGAGAGCAACUCCUGGCAGUCUCUCCCUUCCUCCACUGGUCAAUUAUACCAUCCGAAUGAGCAGCAGGAUUUCCCAAACGACGAAUAGGAUCAGGGAGAGGAUCUGGACCGUGGGCCCACAUAAUUCAGCCUCUCAGAGUCAGAUCUACAGCCGAGCCUUUAUCUAUAUCCAGGACAGUAUCGAGAGAGCAAUAAUUGAGCUGCAGACGGGGAAGAGUCCAGAGGAAAUCGCUGUUCAAGUCCAGGCCACUCCCUACCCCUGCUACAAUAAGGAUAUGUUCUUAAGCAGUGUGACCUACUCUCUUCCAUUUGCUCUGAUGGCUGCCUGGUCACUGUUUAUAGCUGCUUUUGUGAAAAAGCUUGUUCAAGAGAAAGAUCUAAGGCUUUAUGAGUACAUGAAGAUGAUGGGUGUUAACUCCAGCAGCCAUUUCAUUGCCUGGUUCAUUGAAAGCACCACCUUUCUUCUAAUCACAAUCACGUUUCUCAUCAUUAUACUGAAAGUUGGCAACAUCCUGCCCAAAAUCAAUGUUGUGAUCCUGUUCCUGUACCUCAUGGACUACAGCCUCUCCAUCAUAGCCAUGUGCUACCUCAUCAGUGUCUUCUUCAACAACACCAACAUUGCAGCCUUGGUUGGCAGCCUUAUCUAUAGCCUCACCUUUUCUCCCUUCAUUGUGCUGCUGGUAAUUGAGAAUCAUUUGAGCUUCUCAGUGAAGAGUCUGCUGAGCCUGUUGUCCCCGACUGCAUUCAGUUAUGCAAGUCAGUACAUUGCUCGUUAUGAGGAACAGGGCAUAGGCCUGCAAUGGGACAAUAUGUAUAGCUCACCAAUGUCUGGCGACAAUACUUCUUUUGGCUGGAUGUGCUGGCUAAUUCUGAUAGACUCUUUCAUCUAUUUCAUCCUGGGCUGGUACAUUAGGAAUGUUUUCCCAGGAAAAUAUGGCAUGGCUGCCCCAUGGUAUUUCCCAUUGCUCCCAUCCUACUGGGCCGAACGCUACGGUUACAUACCAUUAUGGAAUGAGAAAAGAUGCAGUCUCCUCUUCACCAAACUCUUGCUAAGGAAAGAGGCUGCAUUCACCAACAAGAUGUAUGUCAAAAGCGCCCUUCCUCCUAACCUCGAGCCUGAACCCCCCAAUCUCACUGUGGGAGUCUCUCUUCAUGGAAUAACAAAGACCUAUGGCUCCAAAGCUGCAGUUGAGAACCUCAGCCUGAACUUCUAUGAAGAAAACAUCACCUCCUUGCUGGGACACAAUGGAGCUGGAAAAACGACGACAAUAUCUAUUUUGACAGGGCUGUUUCCUGCCUCAUCAGGCACGAUAUUUGUUUAUGGCAAAGAUAUCAGGACUGAUCAGGACCUCAUCAGGAAGAACAUGGGUGUCUGUAUGCAGCACAACGUGCUAUUUAGUUACCUCACUGCCAAGGAACAUUUGCUGCUCUAUGGCUACAUCAAAGUCCCGCAUUGGAGUGAGCAGGAGCUGGAUGAGGAAGUGAAAAGGACUCUGAAGGAUACUGGCUUGUACAGCCAUCGUCACAAACUAACUGGCUCACUGUCAGGAGGGAUGAAAAGAAAGCUGUCUAUAGCUAUAGCUUUCCUUGGUGGAUCAAGGGUCGUGAUCUUGGAUGAACCAACCACUGGUGUGGAUCCAUGCUCUCGGAGGAGUAUUUGGGAGAUUAUAUCAAAAAAUAAAAAAGGCCGAACAAUUAUUCUCUCUACCCAUCACUUGGAUGAAGCAGAAGUUUUGAGUGACCGCAUUGCGUUCCUGGAACAUGGAGGGCUCAAAUGCUGUGGGUCUCCAUUCUACCUCAAAGAAACGUUCGGUGAUGGAUACCACCUGACUCUCACUAAGAAGAAGUGUCCAAACCAGACCCUGACAGAGGAGUACGACACCUCAGCUGUGACCUCCCUGAUCCAGUCACACCUCCCAGAAGCUUAUCUCAAGGAAGAUGUUGGUGGAGAGCUUGUGUAUGUGCUUCCACCAUUCAACUCCAGAGUUUCUGGAGCGUAUCAAUCUCUCCUGAGGGCUCUAGAUACCAGCUUGAGUGGUCUUCACAUUGGUUGCUAUGGCAUUUCUGACACCACUGUGGAAGAGGUAUUUCUUAACCUGACUAAAGACCUGGAGAAAGACAAAAAGCAUGAUCCUGGAUUGUCCCAAGAUGUGCCUGGGCCCAGUGGACUAAUGGACAGCAAGGAGAUGUCUCUGAGCACGGAUAGCUUCACUGAAAGAGAUGACCAAGCCCUGGUCAGAUCAAAAAGGGUGACCGGUUUGCCACUGCUGCUCAAGAAGACAACAGCUGUUUUCGUUAAGAGGUUCCACCACACCCGACGGAACUUGAAAGGCUUUUUUACUCAGGUCAUCCUACCCGUGAUCUUUGUGACGGUAGCCAUGGGCCUCAGCACACUGAGAACUGAGGUGGCUGAAUACCCAGAACUCCACCUUUCUCCCUCACUGUAUGGUUCCUCAGGGCAGGCAGAUUUCUUUGGGAACUUUAAUGAGACCACAGAUGCUUUAGUUGCUUCGAUGCUUUCUUUCCCUGGAACAGAUAACACAUGCUUGAAUGAAAGCAAUUCGGUGUGUUUGAACGACAGCAUGCUUGGCCAGUGGGUAUUCCAUGGAAACCAGAGUACUAGAUAUUCUGCAUGCAACUGCACAGACAGCAGCCAGACGUGUCCAAAGAUUGACUUCUCCCCACCUCACAAAAGAACUUUUUCCUCUCGGAUGAUUUAUAAUCUUACUGGGCAUGAUGUGGAAAUGUACCUUCUAGCAACUGCCAAAGAUUUCCUCCAGAAAAGAUAUGGUGGCUGGAGCUUUGGGUUGCCUUUGACUACUGACCUCAAGUUUGAUAUACGCCCAGUGCCUGCAAACAGAACACUAACUAAGGUGUGGUAUAAUCCAGAGGGGUAUCACAGCCUUCCAGCCUACCUCAACAGCCUCAACAACUUCAUUCUUAGAGCGAACAUGCCGAAAAAUGAGUCUUCCAAAUAUGGUAUUUCCGUUGUGAGUCAUCCCUAUCCUGGAGGACAGAGUAAAGAACAAGUCAUGCUCAGUAGCUUGCUUGAUAUCCUAGUCUCAAUGUUUGUCCUGAUUGGCUACUCCAUCACAACAGCCAGCUUUGUGCUUUAUGUGGUAAAAGAACAUCAGACCAAAGCUAAGCAACUGCAGCAUAUUUCAGGCAUCGGUGUGACGAGCUAUUGGGUGACCAACUUCAUCUACGACCUGGUUCUUUUUAUGGUCCCGGUUGCCCUCUCAAUAGGAGUUAUUUCAGCUUUCCAAAUACCUGCUUUCUUCAAUGAUAAUAACCUAGUGGCUGUAUUUCUUUUGAUGAUGAUGUUCGGAUAUGCAACGUUUUCAUGGAUGUAUUUGCUGGCUGGGAUCUUCAAGGAAACAGGAAUGGCCUUCAUAGUUUAUGUCAGCAUCAACUUGUCCUUUAGCAUUAAUACCAUCAUUACUCACUCGGUUGUGUUUCUGCUGGCCCAGGAAAAGGCUACUGAUCAGGGCUUGCAUAAUCUCGCUGAAAUCUUGAGGCAUGUUUUCCUAAUCUCUCCACAAUUCUGCUUUGGAUAUGGCUUGAUUGAAUUGUCUCAGCACCAGGCACUGAUGGGCUUCUUAAAAGCCUACGGAGUGGAUUACCCUGACAGAACCUUUGAGAUGGACAGAAUAAGCUCCAAGCUGCUUGGCAUGUUUAUCCAGGGCACUAUAUUCUUUGCAAUUCGGCUCUUAAUGCAUGACGGGAUGAUUCAGAAAGUCUGGUCUAGUAUAUUAGAAUUCCUGUUCGACAAAGUGCAUGGCAGGCUACCGCUUCUGCUGGAGGCAGCUGAUGAAGACAAAGAUGUUCAGGCUGAGAGGGAGCGGGUUGAGUCUGGCCAAACAGAUAUCGACGUGGUACAACUCCAGAGCCUCACAAAGAUCUACCAUCUUCCUCUCAGAAGGAUCAUGGCAGUCAAAAAUGUCAGCAUUGGAAUUCCAGCAGGAGAGUGUUUCGGGCUGCUUGGCGUGAACGGCGCCGGAAAGACAACUAUCUUUAAAAUGCUAACAGGAGACAUUGGGGCUACCAGUGGAAGACUGAGAGUCCGGGAUCAAACUGGAUCCCUGAGUGACAUUGAUGACACCCAUUGGUCGCUCUUUGGCUACUGCCCUCAAGAAGAUGCCUUGGAUGACUUGCUGACGGUGGAAGAGCACAUGUAUUACUAUGCUCGGCUACACGGCAUCCCAGAGAAACAGAUUAAAGGAAUUGUACGUCAACUUCUUUAUAAACUUAAUCUGAUGCCGUACAAAGACAGAGUCACCUCAAUGUGCAGCUAUGGCACUAACAGAAAGUUAUCGACUGCUCUGGCCCUCAUUGGUAAUCCAUCAAUUCUAUUGCUGGAUGAACCAAGCUCUGGAAUGGAUCCUAAUGCUAAACGACACCUUUGGAAAAUCAUCUCUGAGGAAGUACAGAACCAAUGUUCAGUGAUACUCACUUCCCACAGCAUGGAAGAAUGUGAAGCUCUCUGUACCAGGCUGGCUAUUAUGGUGAAUGGACGUUUCCAGUGCCUUGGCUCUUUGCAGCAUAUUAAGAGCAGGUUCGGAAGAGGAUUCACCGUGAAGAUGCACUUGAUGAGCAGCGCGGUCAGCACGGAGGCUCUGACAGAGUUAAUGCAGUCCCACUUUCCAAAUACAUGCCUGAAGGACCGGCAUCUCAAUACGGUAGAAUAUCACGUGCCUGUCUCCGCAGGAGGAGUAGGAAACAUAUUUGAUCUUCUGGAAACCAACAAAAUUGCCUUCAAAAUCAGGCACUUCUCAGUGAGUCAAACCACUCUAGAGGAGGUUUUCAUCAACUUUGCCAAAGAUCAGACUGGGGCUGACAGCGCAGAUGCGAGUACAGAUGUAGGCUCAGACUGCUCGGAUACAAGUAGCCAAGAUACCAACAUAAAUGCCACCUGUUAAAGGGAUAUUGCAGUGUUAAAAAAAAAACAUAUUUUUCUAAACGAUGGGGGUUUUUUUACUUAUUUUGUUAUUAGUAACCUGGUAAACAUGUAAACCUGGCGUAUCAGAUUGGUCUUGCCCCAGUUGUACAGUUCUUGUUCUAGGUUUAUUUUAUAUCUAUAUUGCAAAGUUGGUGACAUCUCCUGAUACUUGCUGUUCAAAUACUCUGGAAACUCUUCGCCAUUGGCUGUCACCAAGAAGACCAGUGGGGGAUAGAGUGGAACAGUUGCUCUGGAGUCAGGGACAUAAGUGAGGAGGACGGAACAGUCCUUCACAUGCUAGCUGGGCUCUCAGGAAACCCGGGGUUCAAUU
This is a messenger RNA of Chelonoidis abingdonii (Abingdon island giant tortoise), 10443 nucleotides long. RefSeq names its product ATP binding cassette subfamily A member 12 (gene ABCA12). Gene Ontology annotation, cellular component: intracellular membrane-bounded organelle; membrane. The record is from RefSeq and is a predicted model, not a curated record. NCBI's taxonomy places the organism in Eukaryota, Metazoa, Chordata, Testudines, Testudinidae. Gene Ontology annotation, molecular function: ABC-type transporter activity; ATP hydrolysis activity; ATP binding. Gene Ontology annotation, biological process: transmembrane transport; lipid transport.